Cololabis saira (Pacific saury) is the source of this 2886-nucleotide messenger RNA. RefSeq names its product SLAIN motif-containing protein 1-like. The transcript is spliced from 9 exons. The coding region runs from base 105 to 1976 and encodes 623 amino acids. Gene Ontology annotation, biological process: positive regulation of microtubule polymerization; microtubule nucleation; cytoplasmic microtubule organization. NCBI's taxonomy places the organism in Eukaryota, Metazoa, Chordata, Actinopteri, Beloniformes, Belonidae. Gene Ontology annotation, cellular component: microtubule plus-end. The record is from RefSeq and is a predicted model, not a curated record.
CAGAGAGCAGAGCAGACACCGCGGAGACGGACCGCUCCUCCGCUCCUCCGUUCCUGACCCAGACACUGGAGGCGGCUCGGGGGCCGACACCGCGCUCUGGUCCCAUGGAGGCGGCCGUGCUGAGCCCCGCCGUCCUGCCCGAGCUGGACUGCAACAGCAACAGCCUGAGCGCCGAGCUGGAGGUGAAGAAGCUGCAGGAGCUGGUGCGGAGGCUGGAGCGGCAGAACCAGCAGCUGCGCAGCCGCGCCGGCGCGCCCCCGUCCCCGGGCUGCGGGCUCCGCGGGGCCGCCGGCCGCCGCCUCACCGGCCCGAUGACCGGCCCGAUGACCAGCCCCAUGCCCGGCUUAUUCUGCCCACCGUCCCUGAGAUCCUUCUCUCCAACGGACGAGCAUUUCGACUAUUUCCACCCGCACAGCCCCGGGGAUGGAGCCGCGUCUGCAGGGGAGGAGGAUGAGGAUGAGGAGGACGGAUCCGAACCGUCGGUCCUGGACGACCUGGAGCUUCUGGAUCUGGAAUACCUGAGCUGCACAGACGACUCUGAUGAAACCUGGUUGUACGAGACCCCCAGGUCCCGGGAGACGUCCAGCGAGGCCGUCCCCCCUCUGCAGUGGUGCCGGCAGGUCCUGGACAGCCCCCGGUCGGAGGUGGACGCCGCCAGGAGGAACCUGUCCCUCCGCGUGGAGCAAGUCUCCAGGUGGCGUAGUUCCCUGUCCUCCCCCUCUCCCUCCUCCUCCCCCGGCCCCCCCAUCAGCCGGGUCUCUGGACCGUCUCCCCUCAGCGCCUCGUCUCCUUCAGCCAAACACUUCUCCACUCCCCAGGGGCCUGAACGCUACGCUCCAUCCCUCUCCUCGCCUCUCCAUCCAGUCCUCCAUCGCACCCUCAGUCCCAUAGGGAAGGAUCUGUCCCCCGGCGCUGAGAGGACUCCCAUGUUCCUCCCUCAUCCAGCCAUCAGAAGCAGCAUCCUGCGUCGCUCCGCCUUCAGCUCGCAGUCGUCCCUGGACAGUGACCUGGAGGACGACUCCAUCAACCUGGGAUACAAACUUCAGGACCUCACCGACGUCCAGGUGAUGGCCCGGCUGCAGGAGGAGAGUCUAAGGCAGGACUACGCCAGCACGUCAUCGGUCCUGGCCAGCCGCCGCAGCCAGAGCUUCAACCUGCAGCUCAGCCAGCUCGGAGCCGGCCCCGGCCUGGAGGAGGAAGACGAGGAGGACGACGAAGACUACGGCCUCCUGCCGCCGCCGCAGCCGCGCCUCGCCCGCCUUCCGCACUCCCACACUUUCUCCAGCAUCCGAGACUGGCGAAGAAGCACCAGCUCCCUGUGCACCCCUCCUUCCACGCCCUCCACGUCCCCCUACCCCUCCGCCGGGUUCGCCUUCCAGGGUCAGCCCCCCCUGCAGCCGCUGGGACUGGGGCUGGGACUGGGCAGUCUCUGCGUGGCCGAGCAGCAGGCUUUCAGACCCGGUUCAGAUAAGUUGCGGAGGAGCAUGCCUAACCUCGUCAGAGCUCCCAGCAUGACCAGUGUGCCCAUCCCCACCAAUCCCAGCGCUUCCACAGCUUUGCUUCGUAACAGCCAGAGUUUUGACUCGUCCAGCAGUUUGGCCCGUCUCAACUCCUCCAUUCCCUCCCCAGGUCAACUUCAAAACAGGGUACAGAGCGUAGGGAACUUCUCCUCGCUGUCACGGCCGCCGCUGAAGGCCACGGCCUACGUCAGUCCCACCAUCAAGGGCUCGGGCGGCUCCAGCCUCCAGUCCCUGAGCGGAAGCAGCAGCAGCAUCCCCCUGCUCAGUAAAUCCCCCGUCUCCACCCCCAGCACGCCGCGCAGCAGCCUGCCCCGCCCUGCCUCCUUCGUGGCCACCACCAGCCCCGGCCCCCGCAGCAAGGUGGCCCAACCGGCACGAAGUUUACUGACACCUCCAAAGAGCUUGUCCACCCUCAGUGCCCUCCGUGACUGCGCGUGGAGAGACGGCUGCUACUGACGGCGGCGUUGCUGGAACCCCGCUGGCUGGGGGGCUCGCUGCACUCGGUCACAUCAACCCGGAGAAUAUGAGCGCUUUUGACCAAAAAGUGACUGAGACGACCUCGAGUCCGAGAUCCUUUAUAGUCCUCGAUGUCGUCUUUACGCAAACCCAUCUCUCUCUCUCUCAUUUUAUGCAGAAUUUCUUCGGAGAAGGCGGGUUAUCUGCUGGACGCGAGCGCUUUUACGGCUUUGCAAUCGCUGAAUCUGGUCCGUGCCAAGAGGGAGCUGUUCCCUGUUGCUAUCGUGCAAUAAACUUGUGGCAGAUGGUUCCCUGUAAACUAACCUGAGAUUAGAGGGCUGCCACUUUUAUAAGAUGAGCCUCUGAUAUUGUAAUUAUUUAUAUAUUUAUUUUAAAUAAAUCUAAACUAAUCAGGCGUGUUCAUCGUGACAAAGGGCGCCCCAAAGAUGCUGCUACAGUUAAUUCAGUCCCUGUUUGUUUUGGGCACACUUUGGUCUAAUUUUACAACAUGUUGAACUGUUUCUGUACUAAACUAACUACUGAGUGUGCACCCGUCUAUAAGUUGGUGCACUUUUAAAUGUAAUUUGACUGGAAAUGAAGAUAUGUUUGCGGAGCUGUGGCGGUGUCACCACUCUGCAUAUUAACUUAAUCUUGUUGCACUUUGUAUACGACUCACUGAAAUUUUGUUUUUACUGAUCUUUGCACUUCUGUAAUGUUUGGUUUCUGGGCUCGAAGGGUUGACACGGUGUUAAAUGUUCCUAGGAGGUGUACGUCAUGUUGCACUCUUUCACUUGUGGUUUUUAAUGAAUGUUGUGCCACAUCUCACACUCCUGACACUUUUCUUACUGUGAUGGACUGAAUGACUGAAGCAUUUUAAUAAAACCUAAUUAAACGGUUUGGUUUACUUUGA